Messenger RNA from Cylicocyclus nassatus, 1360 nucleotides. The record is from the annotation of a GenBank genome assembly. Lineage: Eukaryota; Metazoa; Nematoda; Chromadorea; Rhabditida; Strongylidae.
GUUAAGUUCUGCAGUAAAAUGUCGUGCUUCCUCAAGACACUUUCGCUUCUGCUCAGCAUAGCAUCGCUCUCAUACACAAAAACCUGCAACCUCGAUGAAAAUGCUGAGAUAGCCGUAACAGAGGCUCACAAUAAAUAUAGAGAGGACAUUGCAAAAGGGAAAGUCUUGAAAGGUUCAGGAUCGAGGAGCCUUUUUGCUCUGAAGUACGAUUGCAUACACGAAGCUCUUGCUGCUACGCCCAUUGGUGAUGCCUGCGAAAACCUAGGAAUGCAAGGGCCAUUAAAAAGUCUUAGCAAAUCAUACAAUUUCGAGAGUUACCGUACACCUUCAAAUCCUGCCGACGUUACUGCGUAUUAUCAAAUGGCUGUGGAUGACUGGAAGGUUGGAACAGAAAGUAAUAAGUUCACUGGUUCGACGAAUGUGAAAUUUGCUAGGAUGGUCAACUAUAGAGCCUAUGAAUUUGGAUGUACCCACAAAUAUUGCGCCGACAACAAAAAACUUGCGAUUGUGUGCCUUUACAACAGCGAACUGCCGGCGAAAGAUGCAGAUAAGGACCUCUGGGAAGCAUAUGCGACUACGAAAGGAUGCACAAAAAAUUCGACAUGCAAAUUGGUGAAAGAUGCUCUCAAAGAGAUUGAUGCUGAUUUAGUUGGUGCUUGCGAUACCAGUACAGGUCUUUGCGUGACCGAAAUGAAGGAGACGCCACCCACAACUACCACUGCCACCCCAAGUACGACCGUAACUACUCAACCCACAACGACUAUUACAACAAAUUCGAACGAGAAGAUGACUGAUGAGAUUCGAGAGCACAUCAUCACUAUGCACAAUUACCGCAGAGCCAAUCUUGCCAAAGGAAGUAUUAGAAAUGGGAAAGAAGGAAAUCCAAACUGCCCAACUGCUCAAAAUAUGUAUGAAAUGAGAUAUGACAUGGAUCUUGAAACGGAAGCACAAACGUACGCUAAUCAGUGCCCAACCAAAAGAUCUACAAUGCAGGGUGAAAAUUUCCAAAAACACUCCUCAAUAACAAUAUCAUAUUAUGAUGCUGCAGUAGAGGCUAUAAAAACUUGGUGGAAACAGAUUUCAACGAAUGGCAUCAAUGCCCAGAUGCUCUACACGCAGACCUUAGAAACUAAGACCGGUUCGCCAAAUAUGUUUACUCAAGUUGGUUGGGCAAAAUCCUACAAAGUCGGUUGCGGUAUCAGUCGCUGUACUGACGGUACUGUUGUGGUGUGUCGUUAUAAUCCGCGCGGAAAUGUCUACCAGGAAUACAUCUAUAAGAAAGGCACAACAUGUGGCGCUUGCGCCAAAGAAUGCAAAGAUGGACUUUGUCCGGCACCUGCAGAAUAGAAACCUUUGGGAG